This is a messenger RNA of Cataglyphis hispanica, 6278 nucleotides long. Its product is annotated as QRFP-like peptide receptor. The transcript is spliced from 10 exons. The record is from RefSeq and is a predicted model, not a curated record. Gene Ontology annotation, cellular component: plasma membrane. Gene Ontology annotation, molecular function: peptide binding; neuropeptide Y receptor activity. Bases 764 to 1975 code for a protein of 403 amino acids. Gene Ontology annotation, biological process: G protein-coupled receptor signaling pathway. NCBI's taxonomy places the organism in Eukaryota, Metazoa, Arthropoda, Insecta, Hymenoptera, Formicidae.
UUACGUCUCCAGUUUGCAAUCGGCGCGUAGAUGAGUCGUGUCCCGAGUCCCGAGUCCCCCGGGUGCCGAACACGUUCGGUCGGCUCAUUUUCUUGCGACGCGUGCGAAGUAUGGAAGUGAUGACUCUUUAGCGCCAUCGAAAUUAUGCUUUCCCUUAAAAGUCCGACAGUCGGACGAUACGGCGCGACGAUGGCAAUGGAACGAAUGUAUGCUUCGCGAGACGUGAAUUGCGUUUAAACCAAAGCCGAAUUCGUCGAACGACGAUUAGUCGGAUGUGCGAUCUGUUUCCGCGUGAGAUAGACAGUAUAAUAUUACGUGCAACAAUAUUGUGCCAUUGUAUCGACAAAGAUACUUAUCGGGAAGUGAAGACGACAAAUCGCGUUAGGAUGAGAAGGAAGUAACUCAAGCGGAACAAUUUGUACCUGAACAGAAACAAAAAGUUCCGUCGUGCGUAAGUCGUAGAGUUGCCUCAUAUCUUAUUCUCGGUUGGAUAGUCUUACAAUUCCGACGUGUUUUACGUUUUUUUUUUUAAAUUUUUUGUUUUAAAAAUUAAAAGUUACAUCGCAAUAUCGUGUAAAAUGUGAUGACAAACAUAAAUUUAAAUAUUAAAAGUAGAUUUUGUUUAGUUGAUCCUCGUCCGGUUAUGGUUUGCUUUUGUAUGCCUAUUUUAUUUUCCGUCUUUGAAAAUGUGAUAAUCUUAGUAAGGCGCGAGGUGGUGCCAUGAUGAUAACGAGCAAAUAUUUGACGAUCUUAAUUUUCGACCAUGCUCAAUAAUCAUUCGAUGAUGUCGGCUAUCGAGGAAUUAAUAGACGAUGUCGUAGCUAACGACACCAACGCAACAGAUUUUCCCGAUUACGACAUCAAUGAUUCCUUCAGUCACUUCGAAUGGGCAGAAUUGGCGCCUGUGCUAGUGGUCUACAGCUUGACUUUCAUCCUCGGACUAGUCGGAAAUGUCAUUAUUAUCACUUCCACCCUUUGUCCACGACUCAGACCGUUGCCCGCAACACCGACCAACGUUUUCUUGGGGGGUCUGGCCACAGCUGAUCUUUUAUUAAUCAUAUUCUGCAUACCCGUAAAGAUAGCGAAACUAUUUUCCUAUACAUGGACCAUGGGCAUCUUUCUUUGCAAAGUUGUUCAUUACAUGCAGAGCGUGUCGGCUAUCUGCUCAGUUGUCACUCUCACCGCGAUGUCGGUCGAAAGAUAUUAUGCGAUAGUGCAUCCAAUGAGAGCACAGUACACGUGCACUAUAAGUCAAGCUCGCAAGAUCGUGAUUAUAACUUGGAUUACAUCGUUUCUACUGGGAAUUCCAAUGAUUUUUACACAGACGCACAAACAGGUCGGAGAGAAAUAUAUUGCCUAUUGGUGCGUUCGUGAUUCCGAAGCUGGACUUUUGUGGCGAUUCCACGAGGUUUACAUGCUGAUCGUGGUACUGAUAUUACCGCUAAGUAUCAUGGCGUUUUGCUACGCAACCAUCUGCUGGGAGAUCUGGCGCGUUAUGAAGCGUCGGUAUCAUAUGACGUCGCGACACGCAUUAAGUCCAAAUAGCGUGGACACGGAAUCUAUACCAAUGACGCAACGACAGAGUGGAAAUGAGCGUAAAUCGCGUCGCGACGAGAACGAUGAUGAAUUACGAACAAUAAAGCAGGUAGUGAAGAUGUUAGUGGCUGUUGUGGUGUUAUUCGCUAUUUGCUGGGCCCCAAUGCUCAUCGACAAUGUGCUGACAGCUUACGGUUGCUUGCCGCGUCUCAAGAACGGGACGCACAAACAUCUCAAUACCGUGUUUCAAUUGAUGGCUUAUUUUAACAGUUGUAUAAACCCGAUAGUUUACGGGUUUAUGUCCAAGCACUUCAGGGAGAGCUUCCUGUCGGCUGCCUGCGGCAGAUGGAUUUGCUGUCCCAGAAGAGGCUACCGAUCAUCCGUAACGAGGCAUCCCAGCCUCAGCCAGACUAGAAGUACCAGCGUGAGAUGGACCUGAUUCUUUCUUCAUUCCCAGACCAGAUCGUCGAGGGAGGUCCGUCAAAUAGGGGAAAAUUUCCGACAGUGAAGAAAGUUAAAAAAAAAACGCGAUUAUAAAUUUUACGAAGAUGGAAAAAGAUCUUUCGACUGCCUACGACUAUUUCGAGAAGCAGAGUGACAGGAGCGACAAAACUUUUGUGAAUUGACAAUGACUCCAAUGCAAAGUAUGAACUAUCUGCUAGGGCGGUCUCGUAGAUAAUGUAAGUUCCCGAAUGGGCUCAUAGUCUAUUUAUCUACCUAUUUAUCUUCGUGUCGCACUUCGUAGCGGUAGCAUUAUCGCUCACUCCUGGGCAAGAUAAUUGGACAGUUGAUUAAUUGGAUAUUUGGACAAUUGGACGUUUAACGUACGGUUAAGCCGAGUGGGCGGAUAAGGAUCAGAAAGUGGGCUUUAGGCGUGGGGGCAACGGCGGUAUCCAAGGUGGCCGCGUAGUAUAGUAGCUCAGUUAUAAAUAGCGAAGUGGUCCGGAUUUAGAAAUCUUGCGAAGAUAUCUCGCGUAAAAAAUAAAAAGACAUUGAUUAAAUUCUGCAGCAAGGUGCAGAAUUAUUAAAGAACAAUUGAAUAUUUAUUUGAAAAGUUCCCUAAGGAUAUAUAUCGAGCACCAAGUUUUUAAAUGUUGAUACUCUUUAAUUCAUGUAGAAUCGCAUAAGAAUUCGAUAAAAAUAAGAUAAUCUCGCCGUUUAUUUAACUCUAGUCUGAUUUUAAGAAUUUUGCUUUUUGUAUAAAGCACACUACUUCAACUAAGCUUAAAGCUAGAAACAGUGCAUAUUUUGUUGCGAAUGUGUCGAUCUAGCUUUUGCUUGAUAUUUAUGCUGUGAAUCAGCUUUGUGUAUUUUAUCCAAAGAGAAAAUACAAUGAAUUCGAUAACUAUAUUUAUCAUAAAAAGUGCAUCGCAAAGUGCGCUGACUAUCGGGAGAGAAACCGUUUCGACGAAUGUUUCGCAAAAACUCGAUACGCUCUAGCAGCUAUAUUAGAUGCAGUGUAUUGCAGACGCGACAAAUUUGCCAAAUAUUCGCGAUGCACGUUUGACAACGGGUAACGGGAUAAACAUUUCCCACACAAGAAUUCUGCAAUGUGAGAGAUGGAGGCAAGUAUCGAUUUAACAUUUGCAUUUAUGUAUAUAUGUAAUAAUUUCUCAAAGCGUCAUAUUUCGAAGUCAGGGCAGUGACGUAAUUUAUCGUGGAUAUUCGUAGCAUAUUCUCGAAACAUUGAACCAUACGCGUUUACACGAGAAUAUAAUGUCAGAGAAUAUAAUUGUAGCUAGAUUAAUUAACUUGUUCCAACGUGUCCAUGUCAAGAGGAUCAACUGUAAAUUUUAUAUGAGUAAUCUCGAUUUUUGUUACUCAUUGUCACGGGAGAAUUUUGCAUUCUUUCUUAUUUUUGUGGGUUUCUUUUUAAAUUCUUAAUAUCAAAUAUUGAUUAUUGGUUUAUUCUAUCUAUAAUAUUAGUAAUAAUAAUACAAGUUUUUACGUUAAAGAAUUUUUAAUAUAUAGCUUUUAGCGGUCCGUCGUGUCAGGCACGCGGGUUUUCGAUAGUAAGCCGUAUUAUAAAAAAAAAAAAAGAAAAAAAAAACUGGGGAAACCAAGUCGCUAAUCAGUGUAUAGAAAAUACGUAAAUAAAUAAGUAUUACAUUAUUUAAACUCUCUGUUUAGAUUUGAUAAGUGUGAUGUUAUGCGAUGUUUAUAAUUCUGUGAUUGCCGAGAUAAUGAUCUAAAUGCUACAGGAAUAGCGUAAAUAAAUUUUUGAUGGUUAUAAAUAAGAGAUACUAAUGAAAUACAUUAAACGCACGAUUAACAUGCCGCAAAAUUAAAAUCAAUUAUUUGCGUAAUGUGCAACAGCUUUCAUCUGCAUUGUGUCUGUGUUUGCGCGGGAGAUUAAAAACAAAAAGUAUAUAUUUACAAGCUUCAAGUUCUCAAGUCAUUGGCUUUAAUCUCAUAAUUGUAAUAUGUGUAUAGAAAUAUUAUUAAACUUAUUAAAGUAUACACAUCAGCAAGGCUUUAGAAUAAUUUUUUGAGUAGAUAAAUAGACAAAAGUACACUCUUGGGCACUGAGAUCUUUCCGACAAUUUAAAGGGUUAAUUAUAUAAUUUUAUUUAUAAUUUUUAUUGCAUUAUUAUCCUUUCGUUGAACACGUGAUGACAGACUGAGAAUUAGCAAUGUAAAAAUAAUUUUAUUGUUGAAUUUAAAUUAUUCGAAUAAUACACGAUGAUAUUAAUGACAUAAUUUCUCUUUAAUAUAUAUUAUCGUAUUUAUUGCAUUUGAUGUAUUAUACGGACGAUAAUUGCCAGAGUCUACGACAAACCGGCAUGAGACAUAAUAAUGAGAUAAAUAAAACUGUUCUCGUAUCGACAUUUAAUUGCCGAGAAUCAUAAUUAAUCACAAGAUAUUUCUUGCAAAUUCUUCAACUUAACUGUAAUACAAUCUUAUAUAUAUAUAUAUAUAUAUAUAUAUAUAUAUAUAUAUAUAUGUUUUACAAUUUUAUUAUACACAAUUUUUUUGUGCUAUUAAGAGAUCAAUGGUUUUAAGAUUGAUGACAAACGAUUAUGCUUCAAAACGAUUUGUUGCAAAAGUUGUGUAGUUUUAAAAUGAAAUUUUAUUGUAAAAAAGAUAAGAUUUUAGAGUCUUACUUAAAAAAUUUUUUCACAAAAUUAUCAUAUCUUCAUGAAUUUUUCAAUUAGUAAAUUCUAAAUAACAUAUGACAGAAGAGAUCCAGACAGCACAAGUUUCUCAAAGGUGACAACAAAAAAAUACAACUUAAAGAAACGUUUUAUUAUGUUUUAGAUAUCUUUAAGAUAUCUUUUGGCUUUUCUAUGCUGUCUGGAGAGGAGAUAUUUGGGCGUGAACGUCGGCAAUGAAAAGUCGAUCUUUAUACGUGCGUAUAGUGUGUAGAUUAAUUAAAUCUAUAUAGAGUAAAGAAUUGUUUCUUUUCCACAGGAACAUGCAUACGUAUUUAUACGCGCGAAUUAAUUUAUCUUAAAUAAUAGCGUAUAUAUAAUAGCGCGAGUAUGAUAUAUAUAUAUAUAUAUAUAUAUAUAUAUAUAUAUAUAUAUACAUAUAGAUAUAUAUACAAAUAUACACGCAUAAACUGUAUAUUUCGUAUGUGAUUAGAUGUUAUACACGGCUUUAAAUGUCUAAAUAUACGUACUAGUCAAUUUUUUCUUAGAAUGAUAUCUAUCUAGAUUUUAGAUUACGAUAUCCCAGAGAGAGAGAGAGAGAGAGAGAGAGAGAGAGAGAGAGAAUAAAAAAUGUAAAUAUGAACAAUAUGGGUUGCUCUUUUUAAUUUCACAAUUCCAUCUUUCUCGCCAUUUUUUUACCAUAAUUUCUGAUCUUAAAUUCCUUAGGAAGGCACCAUAGUGAAUUAUGUGCACUAUCUCACAUAUACUAUGUCGUGUAUAGCCUCUACGCAUAGUUACGUGCGUAGUUGCUAAUUUUGAAUGUUUGUAUCGUCGAGUUAUGCAAAUAAUGCAGAAUUCUCAACCAAUCGAGACCAUUGUUCAAAAUAUUCAACGAUCGCGUUUGAACAUAUAAUUAAUUAAAUCAGAAUUGAUUAUCAUUUAUGUAUGAAAUUUAUGUUGCGAUAACUAUUAUAUCUUGCAUUAUCCAUGAUAAGAUAAUCAAAUGGACGGAAUUCACGUUAUGAUUAUUCAUGUACAUUCCGUGCUGUAUAUUUGUAUAAUUUUGAAUUUACUGGUUAUAUUUAAUUAUGUCACUAGAUUUGAGAAAGAAACAAUUAGUUUCUAAACUGAUACAUAUUAUAUUUAUAUUACAAUAAUAUAUGGAAAAUUCCGGAAGAUAAAGAUACACAAAGUAUACGAUUUGUUUAAAUAGCCCAUGAAAUUUCAUUAGAAAACAAGCAAGGCGGAUGUCAUUAUAAUAGAACAUAGACAUGAAUUGGAAACCGAUUGUUACGGCAAAACCGAUACAUUUAACCUGAGAUGGGAACGAUUUUCGAAUGAAAGAAAGAAAGAGAUAAUGUUAUUUGAAGCGUAGACGUGACGUUGGUAUAAGCUCUGAAAUAUCGUAUGGCGAGCCAAAAAAAGUAAGCGGAUAUAGCUAAUUUAAGAGAGACGGAAUAAAGCUGUAAUAUACGCCUAAUCAUAUCGUGUUGCAAGGAAAAAGUACAAUAGAAUGUCCACUCGAAGGUAAAUGCUCGAAGGUAGACGAGAAGGAUAAAAGCAUGUGAAGAAAAUAAUAGUUUCACGAACGAGAUAGCUACUGUACAAUGUAUAGAUUAUAUAUAUAUGGUAAAAAAAAAAAAAAAACAA